UUUCAACUUUCUAUUAAUAUCGAGUUGCUGAGUCUUGAUUCUUAACCUCUCUCACAACAUUCACGCAUAUCUCUUACUUUUCCCAAAUCUGCUCAUGAAGCAGUUCCUUGGCGGCCCAUACACCUUUCAGUUUCCGUACUCAUUACAUCUCAUUUCACAUUCAAGAGGCAUGGCAAGGCGCCUUCGGCACCUCACCGCGUACUCGAACACCCAAACUUUGCUCAACAUAUUUAUCCUAUCUCAGGAUAUAUCUCUAGUUGACGCCUUUACGAUCCUGCUAUAUUGAUCGCCUCACUGCGCUCUGCAGCGUCAAUUCUCUUCUUUCUUCUCUCUUUACCCUCAGAGGUCUCUGAAGGAGCCACAUUUUCGCUCGAAAGUGUGACGAGCCUUGAGAGGAUAUCACAGUUAACGGGUGACUCGUUUUGAGUCAACCCAUCAGCCCGUCUCAAUCGUUUCGUGACAAGUGUUCAUUGGCCUCUUUGUAGACCGCUGUUCGGGUCACCAGCAUAAAUAUAAUCUGAUAUUAAUCACGCUAGGUGACAAUUUCUUUUCUCUUAACCACAGCAAGUUUGUCAACCACCGUCGAAAGGAAAUGGACCCUAGUGGAAAACUCAACAAUAUCCUCAAGACAUCGUCUAGCUUACCAGCAGGGAGGACUCAUCAUAACCCAACUCCGCCAUCUGCCGAGGAUGACGAGAUCCCUCUCGAUUGUAGUAGUGAGGAUUCGCAUUCAUCUGACAUUUCCAUGUCCGGCUCUGACAGCGACGACGAGGCCAGCCCUUUAAUUUCGACCGGCAAUGAGCGUCUUCCGAUUCAACCGCUCUUUUCGGCCUUUCCAGCCACUCUUGUCCCUACUGUCGAACAAGAUCCGGCUAUGUCCAGGAAACGGAAAUUGGUUGAAGGCAUUGAUACACCGGGCUGCAUAGUAAUUUCCUCUAAAAAGGUGAAGCUAGAUAGAGAGGGCUAUGAACAACCUCCAUCUACAGCUACGUAUCCCUCAGACAAAUCUCUGCUUCCUGCCGAGAUUUGGCAUCGUAUCUUUUCUUUCACUCCUCCUAGGGCGCUGGGUAAUUUGUUGUGUACCAACAAAUUAUUUAACGUGUACCUCGACCCUUCGUCUCGCUACCAGUGUAAAUCCCCAUUACUCCACUCCCGCACUUCUGUCCCGCUGUUGAAGCCUGAUGCUAUAUGGCAAGUUUCAAGGAGGCGUUUCUGGCCCAGGAUGCCGGCUCCGCUGAAGGAAAAGACGGAGCUUGAUAUGUGGCGCCUUGCUUGUGGAAAGAAGUGUCAAUAUUGUAAUAAAGCAGGCUCUGUGCCGUCAAACUCGCCUGAUAGCCCACAGCGUAAUAACACUCAACCCGUUUGGGCAUUUGCGAUUCAUAGCUGUGGGCCUUGUCUUGUAGAGAAGACGAUUAAGGAAAUCGACUUGCUACUUUCUUCCUCGAUACCCUCCUUGUUGAUGUCAGCACUGCCGUUCGUGUUAGUCACCAAUGAGAUGCACAUGAUAUCACCGGACACACUCCGGAAAGGUCUAGCUCAACCGGACUUGCAAGUCACAAAGAUAUACCUCCCUGAGCAAGUAGAGAGAUUGAAACAAGAAUUCUUAUCUGUCAAAUCGAUGGGCGGAGCGACAGCCGAGGAAUGGCUGAAAGGCCUGGAAACCCGAGGAAAGGAGUUAUUCAGCGACCUAAUGCGAUGGGAGAAGUGGAUGACGACUGGAGGAGUUACUCAGAUGCGAACUCAACUCUCCUCUGAUAGUAUUUCAAUUGUUGCUAUUCCGAAUAAUAAGGGGCCAGCUUCGGUGAAUGUAUCAUUAUCGGCUCCUAAAUCACAUUCAAACUCGACCAAUACUCCUAAACAACACACGCCCGAUCCAUGUUAUGUAGCUCCUAUCGCGACGACAUCCCAACCUACAUACGCCCCCCUUGGAACUGAUCUUCAGCAUAAUUCUACAGCUCCGGUGCAACCCCCAAUCAAGCACAGCAAUCAGACUAAUGCCCCUCGUGCUCGAACUCGGGAGGAGGCCCUGGAACUUAAGGCUGCCCGGCGCGCGGAAAUCGAACGCCGCGCAAUGGAGCUGGAUCCGCCGUUACCGGCAAAUAUAUUAGCGCACAUACUGUCUUUUCAGGCUGCCAUCCAAAUCAUCUCGCCUCUUGAUGACAACGCGUGGGAGAUGCUCAAACCUCGUUUGCUUGCUCAGAGGGCAGAUGCAGAACAGCUCGAGAAGCGUGAAGAAACUGCUUCCCAGUCUCGCAUCGUCCCGGAACGAUCCGAGGGGCGGCGCCACACAGAGGAGAACAGUAUAGCAGCUAAGCAGCUCAUCGACAAGACUUGGGAUGAUAUUCAAGCACCAUUGCGUGCACGAAUAUCCGCAUAUGCCGACGAAAUCAUCCGGGGUAGCUGGGAUGAUGGGCGUAAGGUUGAUGCGGGCAAUAGCCCGCAAUUUGCAGUAGAGGUUCUCCUCCAUGUCCGUAGAAGAUUUUAUACGGAAAUUGCAAAGGAAUCUGUCGAGGCACGCGCUGCCGGCCAAGUGCCAGCUGAGGAUCCUCCAGAAGGGCCCUUUACGAAAAGGCUCACCCUUGAAAACAUGAAAUGGCUAUUCGAUGUAAAGAUCAAGACUCGCACGGAAUCUCAUCGAAAAGAUCUAUUCUUUUGUAACGGCUGCGAUGUUAACUUCAAGGCUUUCGGUUUUGAAGGGGUUAUCCAACAUUAUGCUGCCAAGCACAGCAAUUCUCUCAGCUUGGGGAGCGUCGUCGUUCAUUGGAGGGCUGAAUGGCCAGAGACGCCGCCAUUUAGGUCCGAUGCUCGCACUGUCAAGGCCGAACAACCAUCAUCGAGGUCAUCGUAUGGGCCCUUACAACCUCCGAACUAUGCUGCUCUCCAUCAUCAUAAUGCUAGCGUCUAUUCGGCCUCAAAUCCAGCGUCCUUCCAGCCACCCCCGUACUUUACUGCACCUCUGCCGGGCUGUGGACUUUCAAUGUACGGAUCUACAGCACAGCAACUAGCUCCAUACGGGCCGGGACACUCCUACAUCUCGGGCCAUCAUGACUAUAGCUCUUCGCAUGCACUUCCUCCGUCACCAUAUGACCCGCGUGCAGCGGCUUACUCCAGCUCAGAAUUUUCUUUUUCUGGAAUCCACGGCAGGCCCCCGGCGUACCCUUCCACGGACGUAUCUUACGGCUAUAAUUUCGAUGCGCCACAGGACAAUCCCCAGGUAAACUUCCAAGCUUCCCAUAGCAACCCAUUGGCUGGCAAAUAUCAUGCCCAACUUGGAUACCUGGCGCGAAGUUCGCGUGAGCUAUGGACUUCGACAGCUGGCUUAAAGGAACUUCCAGGAGAGAUCAGGGUAUGCGUCGUUAUCUAUCAUGUUGUACAGAGGUUUCGAUCCAGAUUUUUCGAAAGUCCACCCUUAACUAUGUUUAUCGACGGUCUCGCGAACAAUAAGGAAAUGCGCCCAGUUCGCAAUGUCAACGGUCUUAUGUGCAAAGCGUGUUGUCUUAGUCUCAACGGCGGAACAUUAGCAGGCCAGGGCAGCAGGACGUUCUCAUUGCCGCAAUUAGUGAACCAUUUCCAGCAAGCGCACGUGGAUCAACCGCAAAUGCCAGCCUCACUCUCUCUCGACUGGACGAUCAACAUGGUGCAUACACCAGACCUAUCCGUGCUAACCAAACUCCGUAAUUUAACGAAUAUGGACAGCCAAAAGUUCCUACUCAUUUCCAAUGCUUUCCCGCCAGCACCGCAUCUGGAUGAUUACUCACAAGGGAUGACUACUGAUAGAAUUCAGAGCGCCGGGCCUGAUCCUGUCACCACCUAUGCCGGCCAAAGCCCUACUCAUAGCAAUUUAAUUCCGCAGUCUUCUUCUGCUUAUGAACAUGCAUCGCUAUGUGUCGCAAUUAGGCAUAACUCGGUUGCCCCCCGCAGACAAGAUGCAACCAGAGCAAGUAUAUCAGGUCAAAAAUUGAGUCCUAGUCAGGCUGCUUCAUCGAGCACUCCUACAUUAACCAAUUAUCAAAGAUUCCCACAGGAUGACUCAGGCCGUGAAUCAUCAGAAACGUGGCAGGGGCCCUGUGGGAUAAGAUCAAGGAAACAGAAGGGAAAUCACCCCAGAGACCACCGAAGUACGCCAAGUCAGGGGCUUAAAAAUCGCAAGGGCGGCGUAGCAGCUGCAUCAAAUAAGGCCAAAUCUCAAGAGCCUAACGAAGGAGAUCUGAUAGCGGAAGAAGACCGCCGCCAAGAGGAGGAGAUUCGGGCUAUGUGGGCCGCAGAUCGCAGGGAGGCGGCCCGUUUUGCUUCCCAAAAUCAGCAUUUGAAUAAAGCUGAAGAAUCUGACUCGCCAAUAGUAGCUCUUGAAGCAGAAGACCGUAGAAGUGCCUAUACCCAGGCGACCCGGAUUAUUAGGUCACCAACGUAUUCUAUUCGGAACCAAAGCCAUGAACAGCCUGUCGCUGGCCAAGAGCGCGAAGAAGAUGACCUUAUGGCUGGUCUCGAAAGCCAACUAGAUCUGCAGCAAGUACCAUCUAAAUAUGUUGACUAUCGACCGAAACCUACCGAUGAAGUCGAUCAUGAAGAGCCUUCUUAUGGACGAUAUGCUAGCUCUGGACAUCAUCACCAUAGCCAAAGAUAUUCUUAUGAUCAAAUUCGCCCAGGGUCUCCUAUAUAUGUUCGGCACGGACCCGGGCACCAUUUUAGCGAAUAUCGAGAAAGUCCCAGCUCUCAUCAUACCGACUUACCGACACAGGCUACUACAAUUCGAGAUGAUACGACAUACGACCAACCACCCCGUCAAGAACACUACCAUGCGUAUACCGAUGAUAUGCGAUUGCGCCGGCCUACUCCUGAACAUGCUGAAACUUAUGAACUUAUCCGAAUGCGAGAUUUCCAAGGCGAGUACUUUAUUAGGCGGCCGAUCAAGCUUGAGCGGGAGCCUACUUACCAAGACGGGCAUGCACCAUAUAGAGACUCCACGCUUCAGUAUAGAUCAUACGAAAAUAACGAGUACUCUAGCAGCCGGCUUGGACUUGAGCCUGUGCCGGGGAUCGAUACCCAUUUGCGACAACCUCAUGAAGUCGGAGUGGGACCGGUAGACCUGCGUCGGAGGUCUCACGAACCACUUCCAAGAGGUGAUCUUGCUGGCUAUGAAGACUAUGACCCGAGAUAUCCCGCCGCUCCGCCGGGCUCAAGCAUUAGUCAGCAACUCCGCUACCGAUGGCCUUGAGUUGUUAAGGGGAAGGUUCAUAGAAGUUUGGUACAAAGCUCUCUCUACGAUAUAAUGUGGACAUUUAAGUAUACUUUAAUGAAAACCAUGUCAUAUGGCACAACGUUGAUGAGGCAUCAUCGCCUAUUCACCAAACGAUGGAUAUUUUCUAACUAGUAUUCGGGACCUGUCAUGAUGCUCUAGGUUUAGAUUAUAUAGUGAUAGACAACACCCACAAUUAUUCAUGACGCAUAUA
Molecule: messenger RNA, 5450 nt
Organism: Annulohypoxylon truncatum
Lineage: Eukaryota; Fungi; Ascomycota; Sordariomycetes; Xylariales; Hypoxylaceae
Exons: 3
Coding region: 593-5215 (1540 amino acids)
Molecular function (GO): protein binding
Source: RefSeq, a predicted model, not a curated record